Penicillium brevicompactum is the source of this 4140-nucleotide messenger RNA. Its product is annotated as Sec7 domain protein. Bases 1 to 4140 code for a protein of 1379 amino acids. The record is from RefSeq and is a predicted model, not a curated record. The transcript has a single exon. Gene Ontology annotation, biological process: regulation of ARF protein signal transduction. Gene Ontology annotation, molecular function: guanyl-nucleotide exchange factor activity. NCBI's taxonomy places the organism in Eukaryota, Fungi, Ascomycota, Eurotiomycetes, Eurotiales, Aspergillaceae.
AUGUCCCAGCAACGCGAACCGUAUUCUCCUCCUCACACUCCUCCCGCCCAGACCGCAAGGUACAAGCCCAAGCGCGGAUACUCAGCUCGACCGUCCAUUCGCGAUGCCUUCCCAGACGCCAUGGAGAACCCACGGACCAGCGAAUCUGGGGAUGAUCGCGACCCGCACGACUUGUCUCUAUCGCCGCAACAUGCGGCACGAACGUCUAUCGUGGAUAACAUGCUGCUGUCGCUCGAUCAGUUCGCCCCGACCUCAUCCGUGCUAGAUGACUACCGUCUGUUCAAUUCCGCGUUCGAGAACGACCACGGCCAAUUUUCCCAAGAACCGACCCAGGGCCGGUACCGGGGCCAUACAUUCUCCUCAUCGAUGUCUUCGGAGCCAGAGUAUGGGUACGAAGAUGGGAGUGGCCGCUAUGCGACCAUCUCAGCCACCAAAGGCCGGCGCAGCAACAGCAAUUCGACCUACCAAACGGCACCGAGACAAGCGGGAAGCUCGCGUGGCGGAGAUGCCAUCAGCUCGCGCGGAAUCGGAACGAUGCCGCGAACAAACGCCCGCAAAGGGAGCAAAGGGAGCACAUCGUCCACCGCAGAUUAUUCUUAUACCAUCCCGAGAGCACGAACGGACCAGGGCUUGGAUCGACGCUCUGCGAGCUUCGACUGCGGGCCCAAGCGAGCAUUCGCACCUUACGACAAUGUGAACAUGGAUCAGGACACAGCCAUGUAUGAUGAUCAAGAUGCCGCACCCACCCCGAGUAUUCCAGCGGGACCACGGAAGGUUGUCGACUAUCAGGGGUCCUUGAACUCGGGGCCAUCACGAGCGCCAUUACCACCGAAAUCGGCACAGGCACCCCAAGUCCGAAAAUCCCGCCCUGACAACAUCAGCACCGAGGCGACAAGAGUCCAGGAGAAUGACUUCCAUAACAUGGGUGACACGGAUUUGGAUCCUCCGCCGCCCAUGCCGGGGUCGUUUGAUCCUCCCGCACCGAGUCCCACUAUCUCAUACAACAAGCCAGCCUUUCCGCCCCCAGAGCCGACAACGAACACUACCAUUUCAACAAAUAUAUCUACUCCCAACCCUGCACCAAGCACCAAGGAACGGCCAGGAUUCUUCCGGCGCGUUUUUGGAUCCAAAAAUCCGGCUCCUGGGCCUGCGCCUGCUCCUCAGGAGACCCCAAAUUAUAGCCCAAGCGAGUUAGCGUACCUACAAGAAACCGCGGUCAAAGAGGCCACUGCAGUGGCCGCCAGUUACACGGCACGAUCUCAACAAAAUACCCAGACCCCCGCAGGAAGCUCUCCAGCCUCGGUUCGCACAGGACCUCACCAGGUCGUGAACAAGAAAUCUUCAUUCUUCCGCAGGAGGAAGAGAUCCGUGGCGGAUCAUGUCCCUCCGCCAAUCGUAAUUCCACAGCACCUCGCGCCGCAAACCUUGGAUAAUAUGAAGCCGGAGCCAAGCCCAGUGAGUAGCCUGCGCCAGGUCAUGAAUCCAUACCUCGACGAAGAUGUAGAUCAAAAAGAGACUGCAGACUGGGAAGCUAAGAUUCGACAGCCUGCCUUCCUGCAGGCACAGCAGAAGCGAGAAAGUGUUUCGGCUCCAGGGGCUCCUCCCAAAGCUAGGACUUCACUGCAGCCAUCGACUUCUCGUCCCCAAGAGCGUUCAACGCUUGCAGAGAAUCGUGAUACACCUGCAAAGGCUGGAGCAUCGACGGAGACUGUGCUGCAGGAGAAGCUCCAAAACGCUGCCCAGUCGGCUGCGCUGUCGCCGGUGGAGGAGAACUUCUCACGGGGCAUUAAAUCCCAGGCCGAAGUGCCCUCCGCUGGCUUGGCCAAGCUGACAAUUCCAUCCGACGAUGUUCCUUGCGAGUCCCCCGUUGACUCUGUCUCAACAGCCUCACACUAUCACACGGCGGCGAACACUCCGCAUAUCGAGCAAGAGGAGCCCAAGCCAACCAUCAAAGCUGAUGACCAAAUCGAUGGGCCUGGCGACGCGGUUGAAGACGGGCCCACAGCCACUGACCGAGAUCAAGCCCAAAGGCUCUUUGAUAGCCAGGACGAGGUUGUGGGCAAUGAGCCCGCUGCGGCUUGGCUCGGUGAUCCCGAUCGGGCAUCGAUCCGUGAAGCGUACAUGCGACUGUUCAAUUGGUCUAAUCUCAACAUUGUGGCCUCCCUGCGAUCACUCUGUGAUCGUCUGGUUCUCAAAGGAGAAACUCAACAGGUUGAUCGAGUGCUGGAUGCCUUCUCUACCAGAUGGUGUGAUUGUAACCCGAGCCAUGGGUUCAAAGCCACCGACGUUGUGCACACCAUCUGUUAUUCCAUCCUUCUGCUGAACACCGACUUGCACUUGGCUGACAUUGAGUCGAAAAUGACCAAGUCUCAAUUUGUCCGAAACACCAUGCCCACUAUCCAUCGAGUUGCGAUGGAUGCCGCUCCCGAAGGCUUCGAGACUCUACGCCCAGUCAACCGUUCGAAGACGCAGUCUCAGGAGGCAACCUCCGCCCCUACAUCAGCACGCUCUGCAACCUUCCCACAAGAGGCCACGCGGUCCUCAUUGGACAAAGACAGCGAGUCCAAUGUGGAUGCCGGCCCUUUGGUCAACACGCCAUUCGUUGGAACUGUGAGGGCCUGGGAGCAGCAAGUCGAGGCCGUCCUCAAAGAAUUCUAUACAUCCAUCCAGAAGGAAAGACUCCCCCUCUUUGGUGCCCAGCCAGAACGAGAAGUCUCCCGUAUGUCAUCAAACAACUUCCUGGGUCCCUCGAGCAGUACACUUCGCAGAAGUCCAAGCACCAUCAGCAAGAGCGGCUCUGAUAUCUUCCCUCGUGGUCGCUCUGCCAACUCUAGCCACGGAGCUGCGCGGUGGUCUUCCAAGCCUCGUUCGCGGGCAGGGAGAUUGUACCCACCUUCUAUGAUGGGCUCCAGUCGUACUAGCCUCGACGAUCAGUCCUCUGUUUGGAGUCCCACUGGUUCCAGCACCUGGAGCAAAUAUUCAUUGGGCAAAUUCACAUCAGCUUCAGUGGACUCUUUUGGCUCAGACUUCCCUCGUGGCGAAUAUCAACAGUCCAUCGGUUUUGCCAAUGCCCUCAGCCAGGCUAUCAUUCGCGAGGACUCUGCUACUUCGGUAUAUAGCUAUGAGGAGCCCGAGCGAACCACUCCACUUCUGGAGGAUGAUACAUUAGCUCUGGCCGGAGCGCCGUGGGCCAAGGAAGGAAGUGUGAAGCACAAGCACCACCUAGAUGCGGUCGAUAAACGCGCCAAGGAUCGCAACUGGAAUGACUGCUUCGCUGUUAUCCAACAAGGCUGGAUGCGGCUCUUCUCAUUCAACAACUCCACCAAAUCCAUGCGGCAGAAGUCCAAACAGCGUGGAGGUGUUGUUGUGGGCGGCGGUAACUGGACUGAGAAUGCUGAUGAGCUUUGGAAGUUUAUGCUGCGCCAGACCAUUGCGAGCGCCUUGCCCUCGCCCGGAUACUCCAAGUCUCGCCCUCAUGUCUGGGCCUUGAGUUUGCCGACCGGGGCAGUCCACCUCUUCCAGGCCGGAACACCUGAAAUUGUCCGCGAAUUUGUUUCAACAGCCAACUACUGGAGUGCACGCCUAUCCAAACAGCCGCUCGUGGGAGGCAUCAGUAACAUUGAAUACGGAUGGAGCGAUUCUGUCAUUAACAGUGCCUUGAUUGGUGGUGGUGAAAGUCGAUCACCGCCGCCGUCAUCUGGCGCGAGACCCAGUAUCCAGAGCUCCAUCCGAAGCUCCAUGGAUCAGCAGGGCAUGCGACCCCGACUCCCGGCAGAUCGGGUGAAUAUCAGUGACUGGAGCCCACCACAGCAGAGCAUGGUCGCCUCCAACCUGAACGAGGAGGACCAACUGAAGGCACUGCAGGACUAUGUGAAGAACGUGGAGGACGACCUUUCGCGACACAACGAGCUGCGUUCUGCAAUGAACCUGGCAUUCUCCCCGCGUCAUCCCAAUGCUGCCAAGGCAAUGGCAAAUUGGGAGCGCAAGUCGUCAUAUCUUUUGCGGGAAAUUGUCAAAUUCCGCACAUAUAUUGACUCUUUGCGUAAUGCUAUCGGCUCCAAACAGAAGAUCUUUGCUUCUGCCAGUCCUGAGAAAGACGAUGAAGUGUCUGCAGAGCCUGCAGAGACUGUUGCUGCGUGA